Molecule: messenger RNA, 1317 nt
Organism: Cladophialophora carrionii CBS 160.54
Lineage: Eukaryota; Fungi; Ascomycota; Eurotiomycetes; Chaetothyriales; Herpotrichiellaceae
Exons: 2
Coding region: 1-1317 (438 amino acids)
Biological process (GO): 3-(3-hydroxy)phenylpropionate catabolic process
Molecular function (GO): FAD binding; 3-(3-hydroxyphenyl)propionate hydroxylase activity
Source: RefSeq, a predicted model, not a curated record
AUGUCCACACCGCCGAAACCAUGGGCCAUCAUAGUCGGAGCUGGGCCAUCCGGUCUUCUGCUCGGCCUGAUGCUGGCGAAACGCGGUAUCCCAGUCCAGUUGAUCGACAAGUCUGACAAGCUGGACGAGCAACCCCGCGCAACACACUACGGACCCCCAGCAAUGUAUGAACUGCGGCGAGCCGGCGUGGCCGACGAUCUGCGCGCCCAAGGAUUCCAGCCCGACGGCGUGUGCUGGAGGAAGCUAGACGGCACAUACAUCGCCGGGCUGAACUUGAAGCUUAUGGCCGACGAUCCCGACCGCAUGGUCUGCCUGCCGCUGAACCGACUGGGCAAGAUCCUCAUGGAACAUAUCGGCCGGCAGCCGACCGCGACGGUCUCGUGGAGCCACGAGGUCAAAUCGAUCGGCCAAGACGAGGACAAGGCCUGGGUCACCGUGCAGACGCCCGACGGCGAGAAGACGCUCUCGGCAAAGUAUAUCAUCGGGUGUGAUGGUGCGAACAGCCAAGUCCGCCGGUCACUGUUCGGCGACUGGGAGUUCCCGGGUAAGACAUGGGACGAGCAGAUUGUCGCCACGAAUACAUACUACGACUUCACCCCCUAUGGGUGGGCAGACUCCAACUUCAUCAUCCACCCCGAGCACUGGUUCAUGGCGGCCCGGAUUGGCAAAGACGGCCUCUGGCGCAUCACGUACGGCGAGAUCCCCGGCCUGACGACCGAGCAGCUGAGGGAGCGCCUGCCGGGGAAAUUCAAGGCCUUUCUCCCCGGCCACCCGGACCCGGACCAGUACAAGGUGGUGAACUUCAGCCCGUACAAGAUCCACCAGCGCCUCGCGCCGAGCAUGCGCGUCGGCCGCUUCUGCCUGGCCGCCGACGCGGCCCACCUGUGCAACCCCUUUGGCGGGAUGGGGCUGACGGGCGGGAUCGUGGACAUCGGCGGCCUGUACGACUGUCUGGCGGGCAUUUACGAGGGCGUGGCCGACGACAAGAUCCUCGAUCUGUACUCGCAGGUGCGGCGGCAGAAGUACUCCGAGGUGGUGGACCCGAUCUCGUCGGCCAACAUCGUCCGCCUGUUCGGGCAGGAUCCGGACAAGGCGCUGGAAAAUGACGAGUUCCUGAAGCUAUGCAAGCGGACCGAGGAGGACGAGGCGUUUGCGCGCGAAUUCCAGAACGGCGUCAACGUCCUGAAGCAUGAUUUCACGCAGUACUACAACAAGAAGGAUCUGAACAGCGAGGCGGCACGUCGUGACGGCGAGGUUGCCGGGGCGAAAGAGCCCGAAGUGGCUGUCCAAGUCAACGCGGUGGGAGUGUCGGAUUGA